AUGUCGCUGCCCAAGACAUUCAAGCAAGCAGCGUUUCGCUCGGCGGGCGCGGACCUGACCGUCGAGGAUGCAGAGCUGAAGCUGCCCGGGCCCGGCGAGGUGCUCGUCAAGGUGGAGGCCUGCGGCGUGUGCUUCUCGGACUCGUUCGCCCAGCGCAACGGCAUGGGCGGUGUCUUUCCAGCUGUCCCGGGACAUGAGAUAAUCGGCCGUGUUGUGGCUGUCGGCGACGGGGGCAAGGAGGAGUAG
Thermothielavioides terrestris NRRL 8126 is the source of this 246-nucleotide messenger RNA. RefSeq lists its product as uncharacterized. Lineage: Eukaryota; Fungi; Ascomycota; Sordariomycetes; Sordariales; Chaetomiaceae. Bases 1 to 246 code for a protein of 81 amino acids. The transcript is spliced from 3 exons. The record is from RefSeq and is a predicted model, not a curated record.